Messenger RNA from Lachancea dasiensis, 366 nucleotides. NCBI's taxonomy places the organism in Eukaryota, Fungi, Ascomycota, Saccharomycetes, Saccharomycetales, Saccharomycetaceae. The record is from the annotation of a GenBank genome assembly.
AUGGCUUGCAGGACUUCUCAAGACCUGAAAGUAGAUCAGGAACUAGUGAUUGAUGAAAUAACUUGGCGACAAUUCUUGAACAACGCGCUUAAAAAAUCUCAUGGAGUAUUUGGAGAAGGCUGCGAGUACUAUUUAGUCCAUCAACACAAGCACUUGGCAUACGUCAAGGUUUUCUGGAAAGAUACUGAUAUCUUCUCCUCAGCUUUGUCAACAUUCAUUUCCACCAGUGAAUUAGUAGGCGUACCAAUGAUCCUACUGAUACGCCAAAUUACUAGAGCCGUUCGUGAACUAGAGGUAGAGGAAGAUGAUCGGCUCUGGCACAAGAGGGCCAUCUCUGAAGACUGCGAAGACGAGGUACCGGCUUGA